AUGCUUAGCAAUUCAAAAAGAAAUGUUCUUGGUGGUUGUUUUUCAGCCCAUGGACCAAGCUUCCCUCAAAAACAGCGAUGUUCUCAUUCUGACAGGCCUCACCCAGAUUCCCACCGCAAACCCAGAUGGCAUGGUAGGAGAGUUCUGCAGCAACCUCGCUCUGACAGUCCGGAAUGGAGGAAACGUGCUGGUGCCCUGCUACCCUUCUGGAGUGAUCUAUGACCUCCUGGAGUGCCUGUACCAGUACAUUGAUUCCGCUGGCCUCUCCAAUGUCCCCUUCUACUUCAUCUCCCCCGUGGCUAACAGUUCACUCGAGUUCUCCCAGAUCUUUGCCGAGUGGUAUGUCAGUGUUCUUCUCCAUGCAUUCUCUCCAAUUCCGUACAUCCCAGCAGUAAGAAUAAAAAUAAUACUGUUUUUUCUCACAUUGUUAUGAAACUUACAUUUUUAUUGUUUUUCUUUGUCUGUGAUGAGAACAUCGUAUUGCUGAAAGCCGGAUCUGUUG
Molecule: messenger RNA, 502 nt
Organism: Galeopterus variegatus (Sunda flying lemur)
Lineage: Eukaryota; Metazoa; Chordata; Mammalia; Dermoptera; Cynocephalidae
Product: integrator complex subunit 9-like
Exons: 2
Coding region: 23-433 (136 amino acids)
Biological process (GO): snRNA processing
Cellular component (GO): integrator complex
Source: RefSeq, a predicted model, not a curated record